Sinocyclocheilus rhinocerous is the source of this 1726-nucleotide messenger RNA. RefSeq names its product 39S ribosomal protein L44, mitochondrial-like. The record is from RefSeq and is a predicted model, not a curated record. The transcript has 5 exons. Gene Ontology annotation, biological process: mitochondrial translational elongation; RNA processing. NCBI's taxonomy places the organism in Eukaryota, Metazoa, Chordata, Actinopteri, Cypriniformes, Cyprinidae. Gene Ontology annotation, molecular function: double-stranded RNA binding; ribonuclease III activity. The coding region runs from base 1 to 999 and encodes 332 amino acids. Gene Ontology annotation, cellular component: nucleus; mitochondrial large ribosomal subunit; microprocessor complex.
AUGGCGGCGUGCAGGGCGCUCGUGAGUCGCGCUGUGUUACCUCUGCAUUACCUUCAUGUGUGCAGAGGAGUGAUGCUCACACACAUCAGAGAGAAGAAGAGAUGGAUGAAGGCUUACACACUCAUCAUGGAGAGGAAGAGAAAGAUGGAGGGACCUCCACCUCCAAAGCCACGCUCCCAGCAGCCAAACUUUGAUUACCAUGCUGAAGUGGAGGCUUUCAGUGCCCGACUGCGGGAGAGUUUCUCUCUGGAGCUUCUGAAGACGGCGUUUGUGAACACGUGUUACCUGCGAUCUGAGGAGGAGAGGAGGCGAGCGCUGGGCCUCGAUUUGGAGACGACCACCCUCAACCUGAAAGACAACGGCGAGCUGUGUGUGCACGGUCAACAGUUCUCAAAGGCUUUCCUCAGUGACUGGUGCAGGGGCAGCUUUCCCAGCCUGCCUGAGGAGGGUGUGGCAGCCGUUGUAGGCCACCUGACAGGGUCAGAGGUCAUGUGUCACGUCGCACGAAACCUCGCAGUAGAGGAUUUGACGAUGAGUGCAGAGUUUCCUGUUCCAGAUGAAACCCUGCAAGGAACGUUCUUUGCUGUGAUUGGUGCUCUGGAGCAGAGCAGCGGGCCUGUGCGAGCCGGGCUUUUCAUUAGGGAUUUCCUGGUGACUCAGCUAAUAGGGAAAGAUCUGUUUGACAUGUGGAAAGUGGUUGAUCCCAUGGGGCUGCUGGUUAAAGAGUUGACCUGUAAAGGUAUAGCUCUACCCGAGCCCCGCCUCAUCCGGUCUGCCGGCGCCAGUACUGUCCUCCCUCUCUAUUUCGUCGGCCUGUAUAGUGACCGUAAGCUGCUGGCUCAGGGUCCAGGCGAGACUGUCCUGGCAGCCGAAGAGGAGGCAGCACGCGUGGCUCUGAGGAAACUCUACGGCUUCACAGAGAACCGCAGACCGUGGGACUACACUGCCCCCCAUGAGCAGCUUCAGAAGCCCAGCACACAGGCUCUCACCAGCGGAUAAAUGACACUGACUACAAAAGUCAAUGUUUUGUACUGUAGCUUAAAGAGCAGAUUCCAGUGGGACACUUUUUGACGAACCGACAUUCAUCAUCAUCUGCUUUAUCACAACUAUAUGUAGAGUGAAACUCGAUUUCUUUUGCUGAAAUGUGGCUGUGGAGUUACUGGAGUCCAAUUUAAUAUGCCAGAAAAGACUGAAACUCUUGAUGUACCACAGACUAUGGCAAUUAAAAACUUCAUAUAAAUCUACCUUAAGAGCAUUCUUCUGCUCUGCAGGUGCACGUUCUUUAGAUGUGUUGCUACAUGUAAAUUGAUGUAUAUAAAUGUUAAGCUUUGGUUGCUAAUAAAAAUUUCUGAACAAAAUGUUCCACUUGAAGUGUUCAGUCUGGAUGGAAUGCAAAAAUAAUUUUUAGGCAGGACUUUUAGUGUUGUCAUGGAUACUGGUUUUGCACGGUGGCUCUGAGUUUGUCACCAUAAAGAUAUUUGACUCAUCUAAUCAGUCAGAUUCUACUUGGCCAGCAGUCGUACAGUCAUAGUGAUUAGAAAUGCAAAUAAUUGCUAGAUAUUUCUGAAUGUUAAAUUAUUGUCAAAAUUAUGUAUGAAGAUUCCAUGUGUUAAAUGUUUUCCUCCUACCAUUUUAUCCAUCUUGCUACAUCUCUAAUCUUGAUGAACCCUGAUGAGCAAACCAUCAUGAUCAUUUGUUUUAAAAGCCAGCCAAACUUAAAAUAAAC